Molecule: messenger RNA, 4528 nt
Organism: Nestor notabilis (Kea)
Lineage: Eukaryota; Metazoa; Chordata; Aves; Psittaciformes; Psittacidae
Gene: CRB2
Product: crumbs family member 2
Exons: 13
Coding region: 119-4528 (1469 amino acids)
Molecular function (GO): zinc ion binding; calcium ion binding
Source: RefSeq, a predicted model, not a curated record
AGUGCCUGUAGUAGGGAGAAUUCUCCAAAGUCCGUGAUGUGGGCAGAGCUGGUAUUUGCUAGUUUCCAACUACUGUUUCUCCCCAGAGGUUUGUAGAACAGCCACUCUUAGACUUGUCAUGGAAUUAAGGAAAACUACCUCCAGGGCGUACAAUGCUGCUCUCCUGCUGCCACUUUUCCUCUUAUUUUGGGGAGUUUCAUCCUCUGAAAAUGACAGCAGCUGUUCCUCAUCCCCCUGUGAAAAUGGUGGGAGCUGUCAGGAUUUGGAAGUGGGAUACAAGUGCACCUGCCCUGUGGAGCCUGUAGCCUACAUGGGCAUCAACUGUGAACACCUCUAUGAUGCAUGCAUUAAACAUGAGUGUACUGCCCACAGGAUGUGCAACAGCACUCCAGGAUUCCUGGAAUAUGACUGCAUCUGUAUGCCUGGCUUCACAGGUAUUGAUUGUAACGUUAAUAUUAAUGAGUGUGAGAGCAACCCUUGUACAGACCCUCGUUUUGAAUGUGUAGAUAGUGUAAAUGGAUACACCUGUAAAUGCCAAACAGGACUGAGUGGAGAAGGCUGCCAAACAGAAAGCUCUGUGUGCUCUAGCCACCCUUGCCUAAAUAACGGGACGUGUGUGGAGGGUCCUGGGGACUAUACCUGCAUCUGCCAGCCUGGCUUCACCGGGGCCAACUGCAGAGACAACAUUGAUGAGUGCACCUCCAACCCCUGCCAGAACGGAGCCAUCUGCCGAGACAGGGUCAAUGAGUAUAGCUGUUUCUGUGUGCCUGGGUUCCAAGGAUACAACUGUGAAAUAGACAUCAACGAGUGUGCGUCCCGGCCCUGUAGAAACAAUGGCACCUGCCUCAAUGAGAUGGAUCACUAUGUGUGCAAGUGCAUCCCUGGCUACACAGGUGUGAACUGUGAUGCUGAAAUCAAUGAAUGUGAUUCAGACCCUUGCCAGAAUGGGGGCCUGUGCCAUGAUCACGUUGGAUUCUACACCUGUACCUGUGCCCCAGGUUACCAAGGAAUGCAGUGUGAGGUGGACAUCGAUGAAUGUGUGAGCCAGCCAUGCCUACACAAUGGGACAUGUCAUGACCUCAUUAACAGCUAUCAUUGUGACUGCAGUGACACAGGCUUCCAGGGGGACCACUGUGAGUUGGAUAUCCUGGAGUGCGCCUCUGAACCCUGUCUGAACAGUGCAACAUGUGUGGAGGGAAUCAAGAACUACAGCUGUGUCUGCUGGCCAGGUUACACAGGGCAGCACUGUGAAGAGGAUGUGGAUGAGUGUGCAGCAUCUCCCUGUCACAACGGAGGUGUAUGCUUUGAGAGAUCCAACCAAGCCUAUUAUGGAACACAACCCGAGUUCCCCAGUGAUUUCAGCUAUAGCCAAGCAGCUGGUUUCCUCUGUUGGUGCCAGCCAGGCUUUGCAGGGGAGACCUGCUUUACCAACAUUGAUGAGUGCGAGUCCCAGCCCUGCCAGAAUGGAGGGCUCUGCAUGGACCUUACUAAUGGCUUCCUUUGUAGUUGCCUACCAGGUUAUUCAGGUGUGGAAUGUGCUGUUAACAUCAAUGAGUGUGAGGAGGGUCCCUGCAAGAAUGGAGCUGUCUGUGAGGAUGGCAUUGCUGACUAUACCUGCCACUGUGCCCCUAGCCAGGAUGGCAUUAUAUGGGGAGGGAAGAACUGCUCUGUCAAGCUCACUGGGUGCCAGACGCAUGACUGCCAAAAUGAGGCCUUGUGCAUCCCAACCUACCAAGCUGAGAGUCACGGCCACCUGUGCCAGUGCCAGCCUGGUUUCUAUGAUGCCACAUGCUCAACACCAACAACGUUUUCCUUUGCUUCCAGAGGGUAUCUCCUCAUUGAGCUGCCCGUGAACAAUCAGAGCAGGAGGGACGUAGCAGGAGAUCAGCUUGCCAGCGUGUCCCUCCGCUUCCGAACCACCUUGCCCAGCGCUAUCCUAUUUUACCGAGGCCAUGAAGCUGAAUACUUGUUCCUGGAGCUCUAUGAUGGCAUUCUGCAUGCAGGACUGAAGAAGGAGGAUAUUGGGUACCUGCUGCUCCUGGAGAGGCUGAGAGUUGAUGAUGGCCAGUGGCAUAAAGUUGAAGUUGUUCUGCACACCACUAUGGAACUAAAGCUCUGGCAUGACUCUUGCGAUGCAGGAGUCUGCCUGAAGAGCUCUCCUGUCCCUCAUGGCACUGCUUUGGUCCCACAUACCUUCCUGAACAUGUAUGUUGGAGGUGCUGAGGAUCCAAUGGCCAACAACACACAUAGCCAGCAAGGCUUUGUUGGCUGCAUGGAAGACUUGCAGGUAGACACUGAAGCUGUGCUCCCGGCGGAUCUGCCUGCAGGCGAGUCCUCCCCGGUGAAGCGGGGCUGUGACCGGACCGAGUGGUGCCUCUCCCAGCCCUGCUUCCAUGGAGGGCUGUGUGUGGAUCUUUGGUCAACCUUCAGGUGUGACUGUUCCAGGCCUUAUGGAGGCCCAGCUUGCUCAUAUGAGCGCCCAGCAGCAACAUUUGGCCUAGAAAAUUCCACCAGCUUUGCCUCUUUCACCCUCUCUGACAACCUUGGUGCAAACUUCAACAUCUCCUUUUUCAUUCGGACUCGGAAACCUCAUGGUUUGCUAUUGCAGAUCAGCAAUGAAACUGCCUCCUGCCUCACCAUGUACUUGAGGAAUGGCAGGCUGCAGAUACAGGUGUUGUCUGCAGAUACUGUGACUUUUCCAGAAGAUCUGGUUGAUGGGAGAAGACAUUUGGUAGCUCUGUCUUUCCAAGGAGGAAUUGUUGGUGCUCACCAAUCGGACACGUAUGUGGAGUUGGGACAGCUCAUAGCAAGACCACUUCUAGGUGGUUAUGAAGUGUAUAUAGGUGGGCAUCCUAACCCAGACAGUGCAGAUAUGUGGGGAGGUUAUUUUAAAGGCUGUUUGCAAGACCUCCAGCUGAACAGCCACCAGAUACAGCUUCUUCAAGUUGAGAACUACGGUUUGCCCCAGGAACUCAAUAGGACUCAAAGUGGUAAUCUGGUGAAUGGUUGCAUCUCUGAUAACACCUGCAAGUCUGAACCAUGUCAGAAUGGGGGCACGUGCACUGUCACGUGGAAUGACUUCCACUGCAGCUGCCCAGCAAAUUUCACUGGGAAAUUUUGUGAAGAGAGAGUCUGGUGUGAAAGUGACCCGUGUCCUGAAGCUACCACCUGUAUAGAUGUUCCAGCAGGAUAUGUGUGUCUGUCAAAUGCAACAUUUGAUAGUUACGCUCCUAUUGAAUUUACCACCAAUGCAUCAGUGACUAGAACUCUGAGCAGCCUCCACAUGGACUUCAGAACCAGGGAUGAAGAUGCUGUUUUGCUUCGGGCUGUGGAAGAAGUGGAUUCCCUCCACAUAGCCAUUAAGAACUCCUCCCUGCUUGUUGACAUCAGGAGUGGGAAUAGCAUCGAAGGUGUCAGCUUCCUGAGUCAGAAGCCCGUCACGGACGGUGCCUGGCACACCAUCUCUGUGUCCAUGGAAGAGCCAUCUGCCCUUUCUUCCAGAUGGCUCGUUCAUUUGGAUGACUCUGUUAAUAUGACUUUGCAGGGAACUGCUGGGAACUUGGACUUCCUGAAGAACAACGUGCUCGUUGUUGUAGCUGAAAACUUCACUGGCUGCCUCGGACAAGUGAGGAUCGGGGGGAUCUACCUGCCCUUCACUGCCCAUCUCUCGUACCCUCAGGCAGAGCAGUUCCAGCAGUCCAGCAGAAGGACCAUCCAGCUGGGCUGCACCGGGGCUGAUGUUUGUGCUUCCAGCCCUUGCCUCAAUGCUGGUACCUGCGAGGACUUGUUCAAUUCCUUCAGCUGCGCCUGCAGCGCUGGCUGGGGGGGGCUGCUCUGUGAGGCUGACAUUGAUGACUGCCAGUCCAGCCCCUGUGUGCACGGGGACUGUGUCGAUGCAGUAGCAGAUUUCCAAUGUCAGUGCUUCCGGGGGUUCAUUGGGAAGAGGUGUGACAUCAACGUGGAUGACUGCGUGCGGCACCAGUGCCUGAAUGGGGCUACCUGCAUCGACGGGGUUUAUGGCUACUCCUGCAAGUGCCCUCCUCACUAUUCGGGACCUCGCUGCGAAUGGCCGUUCCCACCUGAGCAAUGUGGGAAGAACUUCACCUGCCUGAAUGGUGGCAAGUGCAUCAGUGAGAGCUGGGGAGCCAACUGCACCUGCAAGCCAGGCUUCACUGGGAGGAAUUGUCAAAUUAAUGUAAACAAGUGUGAUCCAAACCCUUGCCAGAACGGGGGCACGUGUCAGGACUCUGAGAACAAAUACGAGUGUCUGUGCAGCGCCAGCUACACUGGAGAGCGCUGCGACAUCAACCAGCCGGUGUGGGCCCAUCUUAGCAACUCCUCCGUGGUGGGAGCAGUUGGGGUUGCAGGCGCUGCCCUGCUCUUGGCAGUGGUUGCAGCCACAGCGAUUGUCCUGAAGAGGAGGAGAGCAACUCAGGGAACGUACAGCCCGAGCCGGCAAGAAAAAGAUGGGGCUCGAGUGGAAAUGUGGAACGUCAUCAAGAUGCCCCCAACCGAGCGGCUGAUAUGA